Molecule: messenger RNA, 1886 nt
Organism: Argentina anserina (silverweed cinquefoil)
Lineage: Eukaryota; Viridiplantae; Streptophyta; Magnoliopsida; Rosales; Rosaceae
Product: threonine synthase 1, chloroplastic-like
Exons: 1
Coding region: 39-1631 (530 amino acids)
Biological process (GO): L-cysteine biosynthetic process
Cellular component (GO): cytoplasm
Molecular function (GO): threonine synthase activity; pyridoxal phosphate binding
Source: RefSeq, a predicted model, not a curated record
CCCAAAAAUAAGCGCCGCGCCGCACACUUCCUCUCAGAAUGGCUUCCUCCUCCUCCUCCUUACUCCACCCCUCCCUCUCCUCCCUCUCCCCUAAACGCACCGUUUUGUACCCAACCCCCUCCCCAAAACGCUCACUCUCCGUAACCUGCACCUCCUCCACAUUCGAUCCCACCCCCACCAACUCCCCCCCACCGCAGCCGCCCCCUCUCCGCGCCCGCGCCGCCGAUGAGAACAUCCGCGACGAGGCCCGCCGCCACCGCCCCACCCCCAACAACUUCUCCGCCAGGUACGUCCCCUUCGACGCCGUCGCCGCCGGCGUCUCCUCCCCGGACGAGUCCUACUCCCUCGACGAGAUCGUCUACCGCAGCCGCUCCGGCGGCCUCCUCGACGUCCAGCACGACAUGGCCGCCCUCGCCAAGUUCGACGGCGCGUACUGGCGCCGCCUCUUCGACUCCCGCGUCGGCCACACCACCUGGCCCUACGGCUCCGGCGUCUGGUCCAAGAAGGAGUGGGUGCUGCCGGAGAUCGACGACGACGACAUCGUCUCCGCCUUCGAGGGAAACUCCAACCUCUUCUGGGCCGAGCGGUUCGGCAAGCAAUUCCACGGCAUGAAUGAUCUGUGGGUGAAGCACUGCGGGAUUUCCCACACCGGAAGCUUCAAAGACCUGGGCAUGACCGUCCUCAUCAGCCAGGUCAAUCGCCUCUUCAAGCUCCAACGACCUGUCGUUGGCGUCGGCUGCGCCUCCACCGGCGACACGUCGGCCGCUCUCUCCGCGUACUGCGCCUCCGCCGGCAUCCCCUCGAUCGUGUUUCUCCCGGCGAAUAAGAUCUCCAUGGCGCAACUGGUCCAGCCGAUCGCGAACGGGGCUUUCGUGCUGAGCAUCGACACCGAUUUCGACGGCUGUAUGAAGCUGAUCAGGGAGGUGACGGCGGAGCUGCCGAUUUACUUAGCGAAUUCGUUGAACAGUUUGAGGCUGGAGGGGCAGAAGACGGCGGCGAUUGAGAUACUGCAGCAGUUUGACUGGGAGGUGCCGGAUUGGGUGAUAGUUCCGGGAGGGAACUUGGGGAACAUAUAUGCAUUUUACAAGGGGUUUAAAAUGUGCCAGGAGUUGGGGCUGGUGGAUAGGAUUCCGAGGCUUGUUUGUGCUCAGGCGGCGAAUGCCAACCCGCUCUACUUGCAUUACAAGUCAGGGUGGAAGGAUUUCAAGGCGGUCACGGCCCAGACUACUUUUGCUUCGGCUAUACAGAUUGGUGACCCUGUCUCGAUCGAUAGGGCCGUGUAUGCCCUCAAGAACUGCGAUGGGAUAGUGGAGGAAGCUACCGAGGAGGAGCUGAUGGACGCAAUGGCGCAGGCUGAUUCCACUGGGAUGUUUAUAUGCCCGCACACCGGGGUGGCUCUGACGGCAUUGGAUAAGCUCAGGAAGAGCGGGGUUAUUGGAGCUGGUGAUCGGACUGUGGUGGUGAGCACUGCUCAUGGUUUGAAGUUUACACAGUCCAAGGUUGACUAUCACUCCAAGGCCAUUCCAGACACGGCUUGCCGGUUUGCCAAUCCAGUCACGGAGGUCAAGGCAGAGUACGGGGCAAUCAUGGAUGUUCUCCAGGGCUUUUUGAAGUCUAAGCAGUCAAAGUGAGCCUGAGCUUUGGUUUUGCUUUUUGGAAUUUGGUAUUACACAGGUUGCUUAUGAUUUCCAGAAAAUUGGUUUUUCGUUAUGUUCUUCACUUCGUAUAUGCUGGGUGAUUAUAAAGUAAAACCAGCCCCUAUAGCAUAGCAGAAGUAAUAAUAUAUGCUUUUGUAAGCGAGAAGGUAGAAUAAGUUUCAUACUAGCGAUGUAACUUUUAUAUUUCUAAUCUCAUACUGAUUACUCUAGUUUCUGUUUCGACUAUAA